AUGUCUGAGUCGACCCCCCAGCUCGCUACCCCUCUAUGGAAUGCCCCGAAAAAGAGGAAGCCUAUGUCUCCUCAGAUUCUGGCAAAUAAAGCCCCAGAAGCACUUCCGCUAUUGGAACAACUACUCGCAAAAUUAUCAUCGCUGCCCAUGGAUGCUAUUCAUGCUGAGAAGAGAGAGCGCUCAGUCGUUAUUCAUGGCGUCCCUGAGGCCGAAGCUGGAUUAUCUGCUUCACUUCGACAGCAGCAUACCGAGAGGUGUGUUUCCAAGAUCCUCGACGUUCUUGACAUUGAGACGCGUCCACUUGAAGUGUUCCGAAUGGGUAAAGUUGGCCAAAAGCCCAGAUUGAUCAAGUGUGUUUUUAGUUCAAGAAAGUUCAUGUUUGAAACUCUUUCUAAAGCAAAACAAUUGCGUUCUUCUUCCGAAUUUUCUAGUGUGUUUAUGAAAUCAAUGACCCCCGAGCAGAGAGCCAUCGAUCGUGAUCUCCGCAACCGCGCCUACGAACUCAAUCGGGACGAGCACAACGGAGAACGAGUAUUUGUAGUCUACAAAGGCGAAAUUGUAAAAGCCUCCGAAAUUCAGCCCAUGAGAACUUUCUCUAGCAAAAAACUGAGUAGGGAGUAUGCUAUUGUCCGUUGCGAUAGGAGUCGGAGGGCCGGAGGUGGAGUUGCUAUGUUUAUAAGAAAAACCCUAAAUUAUUCUACUGUAAUAUCUGAGUCCGUACCCAGUGGGUAUGAAAUCUUAGCCGUGGACGUCGCUCUUCCCGACCCAUGCGUUAGAAUCGUACUAAUAUACAGGCCGCCAUCGUCCCCUCCCUCCAUCAAUGAACAACUAGGAAAAGUAGUUAGCGAUCUAGCUGCGGUAUCAAUGCCGGUCCUUGUGGUAGGUGACUUCAAUAUUCCAGAGUUCGACUGGGCGCAAUGGAACAAUAUCAGAGAUAUUUCUCAUCCACUUUUUGACACCUUCGCAACCCAUGGGUUCAAACAAUACGUUGAUCAUCCCACAAGGGGUAACAAUUUGUUGGAUCUUCUGUUUUCAAACGACGGAGAGCUAAUAAAAGAUGUAUCAGUAAAGUCACCAAUCGGCCAUAGUGACCAUUUUUGUGUUUCUUUCAAGAUUACUGGACGUAGCAUUCCCUGUACCCCUGUUUUCAAGAGGCUUUUCACCAAACUUCGUAGCAAAUCACUACUUACGGAUUUGAAACUGGAUGGUAGACUCCUGGUAAAUGAUCUUGAAAAGGCUAAUGCCUUGGCCUCAGAAUUUGACAAAGUGUUUCAGCAGGACAAUAACUGUCUUCCUCCAUACUCGCCCAAUGUAACCAAUGAAAUGUUGACAUUUCCCUACUUUGACGCGAAUGAUAUCUACAAUCUCUUGAAAAAUUGGCCCUGUUCCUCUUCCAUUACGCCAGAUCAAGUUCCUUUCGAAUUCGUCAAGAAUAUUGCUCAUGCUAUUGCCUUCCCCUUAUCGUACCUUUUCAAUCAGUCCAUU
This is a messenger RNA of Ostertagia ostertagi, 1485 nucleotides long. The record is from the annotation of a GenBank genome assembly. NCBI's taxonomy places the organism in Eukaryota, Metazoa, Nematoda, Chromadorea, Rhabditida, Trichostrongylidae.